Rhinopithecus roxellana (golden snub-nosed monkey) is the source of this 15857-nucleotide messenger RNA. RefSeq names its product KIAA1109 ortholog (gene BLTP1). The transcript has 87 exons. NCBI's taxonomy places the organism in Eukaryota, Metazoa, Chordata, Mammalia, Primates, Cercopithecidae. Gene Ontology annotation, biological process: synaptic vesicle endocytosis. Bases 375 to 15350 code for a protein of 4991 amino acids. The record is from RefSeq and is a predicted model, not a curated record.
CGCAGUGCCGCCCGGCCGCUGUUGGGACCCCUCCCCUCCUCCUCCGCCCCCUUGGGUGUCGGUGGCUGCGGUCAGGGUCUGGACCGGGGCGGCGGGCCCGGGCGGCGGGGCUAGAGGGUGUGGGCACCGGCAGAGCUUCAUAGACUGCAUCCGGCUCGGUGCUGCUGCUGCCGCCGCCCCUGCCGCCGCCCAAGGCCCCUGGCGUUCCCCGCAGAGAGGCCAGAGGGAUUUCGGGCUGCAGUGGCACACGCCCAGGUUUAAGAUGAAACACUGCAGAAAGGCCUUCUGAAGAAAAGGAGAAGGAAAAACAGAACGUUGCAAACUCUGGAAAAAAAACGUGGGCCUUUGGAUGUUGUUCUGGAAAAACUUUAGUAAUGGAUCAAAGGAAGAAUGAGAGUAUUGUCCCUAGUAUCACUCAGUUAGAAGAUUUUCUUACAGAACACAAUUCCAAUGUUGUUUGGCUCCUUGUUGCUACCAUUUUGUCCUGUGGAUGGAUUAUUUACCUCACGUAUUAUAAUUCCCGGAAUGUUGGUCUUAUUUUAACACUAGUUCUUAACAGAUUAUACAAGCAUGGCUAUAUCCAUAUUGGUUCCUUCUCUUUCUCUGUUCUUUCUGGAAAAGUCAUGGUUCGUGAAAUCUAUUACAUUACAGAAGACAUGUCUAUUAGAAUUCAAGAUGGAUUUAUCAUUUUUCGGUGGUGGAAAAUGUAUAACCCAAAACAGAAGCAACAUGAUCCAAAGGCAGAAACCAGGUUAUACAUCACAGUCAAUGACUUUGAAUUUCAUGUCUAUAAUCGUUCGGAUCUUUAUGGACGCCUUCAAGAGUUGUUUGGUUUGGAGCCAACAAUAAUUCCACCCAAGAAAGAAGAUGAUAAAACACGGGAAAAUGGAAGGACAAGAACCCAAUCGAAAAUUGAAAGAGUUAAAGUAAAAACAGAAUCCCAAGACCCCACAUCUUCAUGGAGAUCACUUAUUCCAGUCAUAAAGGUCAAUGUGAGCACAGGACGUUUGGCCUUUGGAAAUCACUACCAGCCACAAACUCUGUGCAUCAACUUUGAUGAUGCUUUCUUAACUUAUACUACAAAACCACCUUCAAGUCAUCUUGACCAAUUCAUGCAUAUUGUGAAAGGAAAGCUUGAAAAUGUUCGAGUCAUGCUUGUUCCUAGUCCAAGAUAUGUUGGUCUUCAAAAUGAUGAACCACCGAGAUUAAUGGGAGAAGGUUUUGUGGUGAUGCAGUCAAAUGAUGUGGACAUCUACUACUACAUGGAUGAGCCAGGACUUGUUCCGGAAGAAACAGAAGAAAAUAUUGAAGGAGAAAUGAGCAGUGAAGACUGCAAACUACAAGACUUGCCUCCAUGUUGGGGACUGGAUAUAGUUUGUGGUAAAGGAACAGAUUUUAAUUAUGGACCAUGGGCCGAUAGGCAGAGAGAUUGUUUGUGGAAGUUUUUCUUUCCACCUGAUUAUCAAGUCCUGAAAGUUUCUGAAAUUGCACAGCCUGGGAGACCGAGACAGAUCCUUGCUUUUGAAUUACGAAUGAAUAUUAUUGCAGAUGCUACAAUUGAUUUGCUGUUUACCAAAAAUAGGGAAACAAAUGCUGUACACGUAAAUGUAGGAGCUGGCUCAUAUUUAGAAAUUAAUAUUCCAAUGACAGUUGAAGAAAAUGGUUACACUCCUGCUAUUAAAGGACAACUCUUACAUGUGGAUGCCACUACCAGCAUGCAAUAUCGGACCCUUUUAGAAGCAGAAAUGUUAGCAUUCCACAUCAAUGCCAGCUACCCCCGAAUUUGGAACAUGCCACAGACAUGGCAGUGUGAAUUAGAGGUUUAUAAAGCCACCUACCACUUCAUCUUUGCACAGAAAAACUUCUUUACAGAUUUAAUUCAAGACUGGUCUAGUGAUAGUCCUCCAGACAUUUUUUCAUUUGUUCCAUAUACGUGGAAUUUUAAAAUCAUGUUUCAUCAGUUUGAAAUGAUUUGGGCCGCUAAUCAACACAAUUGGAUCGACUGUUCCACUAAACAACAGGAAAAUGUGUAUCUGGCAGCCUGUGGAGAAACACUAAACAUUGAUUUUUCUUUGCCUUUUACGGACUUUGUUCCAGCUACAUGUAAUACCAAGUUCUCUUUAAGAGGAGAAGAUGUUGAUCUUCAUUUGUUUCUACCAGAUUGCCACCCUAGUAAAUAUUCUUUAUUUAUGCUGGUAAGAAAUUGCCACCCAAAUAAGAUGAUUCAUGAUACUGGUAUUCCUGCUGAGUGUCAAAGUGGUCAGAAAACAGUUAAACCAAAAUGGCGCAACGUUACUCAGGAAAAGGCUGGUUGGGUUGAAUGCUGGACUGUCCCAAGUGUCAUGCUUACAAUUGAUUAUACAUGGCACCCAAUUUAUCCACAAAAAGCAGAUGAACAGCUAAAACAAUCAUUAUCAGAAAUGGAAGAGACAAUGCUAUCCGUAUUAAGGCCAUCCCAGAAGGCAUCAGACAGAGUUGUUUCUUCUCCCUCUACUUCUUCACGCCCCCCUAUUGAUCCCUCAGAACUUCCACCUGAUAAACUUCAUGUAGAAAUGGAACUUUCUCCAGAUUCUCAGAUAACUCUCUAUGGACCUCUACUAAAUGCCUUUUUGUGUAUAAAGGAAAACUACUUUGGGGAAGAUGACAUGUAUAUGGAUUUUGAAGAGGUUAUCUCAAGUCCUGUUUUGUCACUGUCAACAUCAUCCAGCUCUGGGUGGACUGCUGUUGGAAUGGAAAAUGACAAAAAGGAAAAUGAAGGUUCAGCCAAGUCAAUUCAUCCACUUGCCUUGCGUCCUUGGGAUAUCACUGUGCUUGUUAAUUUGUACAAAGUUCAUGGGCGUCUUCCUGUUCAUGGAACUACUGAUGGUCCUGAAUGCCCUACAGCUUUCUUGGAAAGACUAUGUUUUGAAAUGAAAAAAGGAUUUAGGGAGACCAUGCUGCAACUUAUCCUGUCACCGCUGAAUGUGUUUGUCAGUGAUAACUAUCAGCAGCGACCCCCUGUGGAUGAAGUACUCAGGGAAGGUCACAUCAAUUUGUCAGGUCUCCAGCUGAGAGCACACGCUAUGUUCUCAGCAGAAGGUCUUCCUUUGGGAAGUGAUUCCUUAGAAUACGCAUGGUUAAUUGAUGUGCAGGCUGGAAGUCUUACAGCUAAGGUCACAGCACCACAGCUGGCAUGCCUCUUGGAGUGGGGACAGACAUUUGUUUUUCAUGUGGUAUGUCGGGAGUAUGAACUGGAAAGACCAAAAUCAGUAAUAAUAUGUCAGCAUGGAAUUGAUCGUCGGUUCUGUGAGUCCAAGUUGAGUUGUAUUCCUGGGCCUUGUCCAACUUCAGAUGAUUUGAAAUAUACUAUGACUCGUUUAGCAGUAGAUGGAGCCGAUAUUUAUAUUGUUGAGCAUGGUUGUGCUACAAAUAUAAAGAUGGGUGCAAUUCGAGUUGCAAACUGUAAUCUCCACAAUCAAUCGGUUGGGGAAGGAAUCAGUGCUGCAAUUCAGGAUUUUCAAGUGAGACAGUACAUUGAGCAAUUAAAUAAUUGUAGAAUUGGACUUCAGCCUGCAGUGCUACGGAGGGCCUAUUGGCUUGAAGCUGGGUCAGCCAAUUUAGGACUUAUUACUGUUGAUAUUGCUUUAGCUGCUGACCAUCAUUCUAAACAUGAGGCACAAAGACAUUUCUUAGAAACUCAUGAUGCCAGAACUAAGAGAUUGUGGUUUUUGUGGCCAGAUGAUAUCCUUAAGAAUAAGAGGUGCAGAAACAAAUGUGGUUGUCUUGGUGGCUGCAGAUUCUUUGGUGGCACAGUAACUGGCCUAGAUUUCUUCAAACUUGAAGAGUUGACACCUUCCAGUAGCUCUGCAUUUUCAAGCACAAGUGCAGAGUCUGAUAUGUAUUAUGGACAGUCUCUGCUACAGCCUGGAGAAUGGAUAAUUACUAAAGAAAUUCCCAAAAUUAUAGAUGGUAAUGUGAAUGCCAUGAAGAGGAAAGAAUGGGAAAAUAAAUCAGUGGGAAUAGAAGUAGAGAGAAAAACUCAGCACCUUAGUCUUCAAGUACCAUUACGAUCUCAUAGUUCAUCCUCUUCCUCAGAAGAGAACAGUAGUUCUAGUGCUGCACAGCCUUUGUUGGCUGGUGAAAAGGAAAGUCCCUCAUCUGUUGCUGAUGACCAUUUGGUUCAAAAAGAGUUCAUGCAUGGGACAAAAAGGGAUGAUGGCCAAGCAAGUAUCCCUACAGAAAUUUCAGGAAACAGCCCUGUGUCUCCUAAUACUCAGGAUAAGUCAGUAGGUCAGUCUCCUCUUAGAUCUCCCUUGAAACGACAAGCCUCUGUCUGUUCCACACGUCUUGGAAGUACUAAGAGUCUUACUGCUGCUUUCUAUGGGGACAAGCAGCCUGUAACAGUUGGAGUCCAGUUUAGUAGUGAUGUCUCUCGAAGUGAUGAGAAUGUACUAGACUCACCAAAGCAGAGGAGAAGUUUUGGUUCAUUCCCAUAUACACCAUCAGCAGACUCUAAUUCAUUUCAUCAGUAUCGAUCAAUGGAUUCCAGCAUGUCAAUGGCUGAUAGUGAAGCCUACUUUUCUGCUGCUGAGGAAUUUGAGCCCAUUAGCAGUGAUGAAGGCCCUGGAACUUACCCAGGUAGAAAAAAGAAGAAAAAGCAAACCCAGCAGAUUGACUACAGUAGGGGUUCCAUAUAUCACAGUGUAGAAGGACCACUGACUGGACAUGGAGAAAGCAUUCAGGAUUCCCGAACUCUACCAUUCAAAACUCAUCCUUCCCAGGCUUCAUUUGUUUCUGCGUUAGGUGGAGAAGAUGAUGUUAUAGAGCAUCUAUAUAUUGUAGAAGGUGAGAAAACAGUGGAGAGUGAACAGAUUACUCCACAACAACCUGUGAUGAAUUGUUAUCAGACUUACCUUACUCAGUUCCAGGUAAUUAAUUGGUCAGUUAAGCACCCAUCCAACAAAAGAACCUCUAAAUCCUCAUUGCAUCGUCCCCUUGAUCUGGAUACACCAACCAGUGAAGAAAGUUCAUCAUCAUUUGAACAGCUUUCUGUUCCAACUUUUAAGGUUAUCAAGCAGGGGCUCACAGCUAAUUCUUUGCUAGACAGAGGCAUGCAACUUUCAGGAUCAACUUCAAAUACACCAUAUACUCCGUUGGAAAAAAAACUCGCUGAUAACACAGAUGAUGAAACAUUAACGGAAGAGUGGACCCUGGAUCAACCAGUGUCCCAGACCAGGACAACAGCCAUAGUUGAAGUAAAAGGAACUGUUGAUAUUGUUUUGACUCCCCUGGUGGCUGAAGCUUUAGACAGAUAUAUUGAAGCAAUGGUUCAUUGUGCUAGUACCCGACAUCCAGCUGCAAUUGUAGAUGAUCUUCAUGCUAAAGUCCUCAGGGAAGCUGUCCAAAAUAGCAAGACUACCUUCUCAGAAAAUUUAUCUUCCAAACAAGACGUUAGAGGAACAAAAACUGAGCACCCUACAAUAGGAACGACUAACCAAGGACAAGCACAGACAAAUCUUAUAACGAAGCAAGAUAAUGUAACAAUUAAAGGUCUUCAGACUAAUGUUAGCAUACCAAAGGUAAACUUAUGUUUGUUACAAGCCUCAGUGGAAGAAUCUCCAACUACAGCUGCUGGUAGGAGUGUGACUCAUGUUUCCCUGGUGGCAUUGUGUUUUGACAGAAUUGCUACACAAGUUCGUAUGAAUAGAGGUGUGGUUGAAGAGACUUCAAACAAUGCAGAACCUGGUAGAACAUCAAAUUUUGAUAGGUAUGUUCAUGCCACAAAGAUGCAGCCUCAGUCAUCUGGAUCUCUCAGAUCAAAUGCUGGAGCAGAAAAAGGCAAAGAAAUUGCAGCCAAGUUAAACAUUCAUCGAGUUCAUGGGCAACUUAGGGGUCUUGAUACAACAGACAUUGGGACCUGUGCAAUCACUGCUAUUCCUUUUGAGAAGUCCAAAGUUUUAUUUACUCUUGAAGAGUUGGAUGAAUUUACUUUUGUGGAUGAAACUGAUCAGCAAGCUGUUCCAGAUGUAACUCGAAUAGGUCCCAGCCAAGAAAAAUGGGGAUGGAUAAUGUUUGAAUGUGGACUUGAAAAUUUAACCAUAAAAGGAGGAAGACAGUCUGGUGCUGUUUUAUAUAACAGUUUUGGAAUUAUGGGUAAAGCUAGUGACACAGAUAGGGGUGGAGUGCUGACAUCCAAUAAUUCUUCUGAUUCUCCAACCGGAAGUGGUUAUAAUACUGAUGUCUCUGAUGAUAAUCUUCCAUGUGACCGGACAAGCCCUUCCUCAGACUUAAAUGGAAAUUCUGUUUCAGAUGAACAGGAUGAAGGAGUCGAAUCUGAUGAUUUGAAAAAAGAUCUACCUCUGAUGCCUCCUCCUCCAGAUUCAUGUAGCAUGAAGUUGACCAUUAAAGAAAUUUGGUUUAGUUUUGCAGCUCCCACCAAUGUGAGAUCUCACACACAUGCAUUUUCUAGGCAGCUGAACCUUUUAAGCACUGCAACGCCGGCUGUUGGUGCAUGGCUUGUUCCCAUUGACCAACUCAAGUCAUCCUUAAACAAAUUGGAAACUGAGGGAACCUUGAGAAUUUGUGCUGUUAUGGGAUGCAUAAUGACAGAAGCAUUAGAGAAUAAAAGUGUACAUUUUCCCCUAAGAAGUAAAUACAACAGACUUACGAAAGUUGCUCGCUUUCUCCAAGAAAAUCCUUCGUGUUUACUAUGUAAUAUACUACACCACUACCUGCACCAGGCAAAUUACUCCAUCAUUGAUGAUGCUACAAUGAGUGAUGGACUUCCUGCUUUGGUAACUUUGAAGAAAGGUUUAGUUGCACUGGCAAGGCAGUGGAUGAAGUUUAUUGUGGUGACACCAGCCUUUAAAGGAGUUAGCUUACAUAGACCAGCUCAGCCUCUGAAACCUCAAAUAGCUAUGGACCAUGAACAUGAAGAUGGACUUGGAUUGGACAAUGGGGGUGGUCUUCAAAGUGAUACCAGUGCUGAUGGAGCAGAAUUUGAGUUUGAUGCAGCCACAGUCAGUGAACACACAAUGCUAUUAGAAGGAACAGCUAACCGACCUCCACCUGGUAGCUCCGGACCCGUAACUGGAGCUGAGAUAAUGAGGAAACUUUCUAAAACUCAUACCCAUAGUGACUCUGCAUUAAAAAUAAAGGGCAUUCACCCAUAUCAUUCUCUGAGCUAUACCAGUGGAGACACUGCCACUGAUUCUCCAGUGCAUGUUGGACGUGCUGGGAUGCCAGUAAAGGAGAGUCCAAGGAAGGAGAGCCUACUCAGCUACCUGACUGGAAGCUUCCCAAGCCUGCACAACCUCCUGGAAGGGACUCCUCAGAGAAGCAGUGCUGCUGUGAAAAGCAGCUCCCUAACAAGAACAGGAAAUACAGUGGCCACUGAUAUGUUAUCUGAACACCCCUUGCUAUCUGAGCCAUCAUCUGUGAGUUUCUAUAAUUGGAUGUCAAAUGCUGUGGGUAAUCGAGGAAGUGUGGUACAAGAAUCUCCUGUUACAAAAUCAGGACACAAUAGUCUUCCCACAGGUGUUGCACCCAAUCUUCCUACAAUACCCUCAGCCUCAGAUUUCAACACUGUCUUGUCUAGUGACCAAAAUACUUUGGAUGGGACACAUUCUCAGCAUAGCACCAGUCAGGAUGAUGUGGCAGGUGUAGAAGAAGCAAACCAAGGGUUUCCUGCUGUUCAGCUUGCUGAUGCACAGGUUGUUUUCAAGCCUCUUCUGAGUCAUACAGGGAUCCAGUCACAGGAUACAAUGCCACUCUGCUACCGAAUGUACUUUGGAGAACACCUUUCAUUUUCAGGGACUUUGGACUGCCUCAGAGCAGAUAUUGUGGAUUCUGACACAGCCAAAGAGAGAAAAGGCAAAAGAGCGAGAAGGCAAGGCCAUGUGAAUCUUCCUCCACUUGAGUUCAAACCGGCAUUAAUGUUGGGAACCUUUAGCAUCAGUGCUGUUGUAAUGGAAAAGUCUGUGUGCACCCCUCAGAACUCUACCAGUGCCCUUUCUUUUCAUGAUCUCAGCAAGCGGUAUUAUAACACCUUUCACUGCAACUUUACUAUUUCCUGUCAGUCAAUAAGCCAGCAUGUAGAUAUGGCUUUGGUUCGUCUUAUUCAUCAGUUUAGCACAAUGAUAGAUGACAUCAAAGCAACACAGACUGAUAUUAAACUUAGCAGAUAUACAGCCGGAUCUGCUUCCCCAACACCUACCUUCAAAACCAGAAAACAUCGGGACUUUCGUUCAUCUGACUUUAGCCGCAGUUCUAGAGGAAGUCUUAAUGGUGGCAAUAGAGUAAAUAAUGCAAAGAACAAACGGACCAACAAUGAGAAUAACAAAAAGGAAUCUCGAAACAAGAAUUCAUUAGGAAGAUCUGAAAGAAGAACAUCAAAAGUGUCUAGGAAAGGUUCAAAAGAUGUGGUGGAUCACAUGACUAUUCAUAUGGAUGACUCUGAUUCAAUUACAGUGUCAGAACAAAGUGAGCCUUCAGCUGAGUGCUGGCAGAAUAUGUAUAAAUUGCUUAACUUCUAUUCACUUAUCUCUGAUCCAACAGGAAUAUUGGAAAAGUCUUCAGAAACAUUUGGACCAGCAGGAGUUCGGAGCCCUACAGAGCCAACAUGUAAAGUUGUGUUUGAGAAUGAACAAGACAACAGCAGUUUGACUAAGACGCAGAGGAAACGUAGCUUGGUAACUUCUGAACCUCAGCAUGUUACUCUAAUAGUGUUUGGGAUUGGCAUGGUGAACCGCACACACCUAGAGGCAGAUAUUGGUGGAUUAACAAUGGAAUCAGAACUGAAGAGGAUCCAUGGCAGUUUUACUCUUAAGGAAAAAAUGAAAGAUGUUUUACAUCAAAAGAUGACUGAGACUUGUGCUACUGCUCAUAUUGGUGGGGUUAAUAUUGUGCUCCUUGAAGGGAUUACACCAAAUAUACAACUGGAGGAUUUUCCUACAUCUCCUACAAGUACAGCCAAACAAGAGUUUCUAACUGUAGUGAAAUGUAGUAUUGCCAAGUCCCAAGCCCUCUACAGUGCCCAGAGAGGGCUGAAGACAAACAAUGCUGCUGUGUUCAAAGUAGGAGCUAUCAGCAUCAACAUUCCUCAGCACCCUGCCACCUUACACAGCAUGAUGGUUCGAAGUUCUCACCAACUAUCUAAACAAAUCUCAGACCUAAUCAGACAACCUUCUACAGCCCCACAGCCUGUAAAAGAAGAUAUUGCAACCCCACUACCUUCUGAAAAAACCCCAACAAGUGUUAAUCAAACUCCUGUUGAAACAAAUGAAUUUCCUCAGCUACCAGAAGGCUUAGAAAAGAAGCCUAUUGUUCUUAAAUUCAGUGCCAUGUUAGAUGGUAUAGCCAUUGGAGCAGCACUUUUACCGUCUCUGAAAGCAGAAUACAAGAUGGGAAGAAUGAGAAGUCAUGGAAUGACAGGUGCACAGACAAGAUUUACAUUUGAGCUGCCAAAUCACAGAUUGCGUUUUACUUCAAAAGUUUCUGCCACAGAUAUGUCAACCAUUCCUCCUUCUGCCAGUCUUAACCUUCCUCCUGUUACCAUGUCUGGGAAAUAUAUAAUGGAAGAACAUGAUAGUUACUCGGAUCAGGUGUGGAGUAUAGAUGAACUGCCUUCUAAACAAGGUUACUAUUUACAGGGAAAUUAUCUACGUUGUGUGGCAGAAGUUGGUUCCUUUGAACAUAAUCUUACAACUGAUCUUCUAAACCACUUGGUAUUUGUACAGAAAGUGUUCAUGAAGGAAGUUAAUGAAGUAAUACAAAAAGUUUCUGGUGGGGAGCAGCCUAUUCCUCUCUGGAAUGAACAUGAUGGAACAGCAGAUGGAGAUAAGCCUAAAAUCCUCCUCUAUUCCCUAAACUUGCAGUUCAAGGGUAUUCAAGUAACGGCCACUACUCCAUCAAUGAGAGCUGUAAGAUUUGAAACUGGAUUGAUUGAAUUGGAACUUUCUAACCGACUUCAAACCAAAGCUUCACCAGGAAGUAGCAGCUAUCUGAAACUAUUUGGCAAAUGCCAGGUGGAUUUAAAUCUGGCAUUAGGACAAAUUGUCAAACAUCAGGUUUAUGAAGAAGCUGGUUCUGAUUUUCAUCAGGUUGCCUAUUUUAAAACCAGAAUUGGAUUAAGAAAUGCCCUCCGAGAAGAAAUCAGUGGUUCUUCAGAUAGGGAAGCUGUGCUUAUUACUUUGAAUAGACCAAUUGUUUAUGCACAGCCUGUGGCGUUUGAUAGAGCUGUGCUGUUUUGGCUGAAUUAUAAGGCUGCCUACGACAACUGGAAUGAACAACGAAUGGCUUUACAUAAGGAUAUUCAUAUGGCUACAAAGGAAGUAGUAGAUAUGCUACCUGGUAUCCAGCAAACAUCAGCCCAGGCCUUUGGGACUCUUUUCCUCCAGCUCACUGUCAAUGAUCUGGGAAUUUGCCUACCUAUCACAAAUACUGCACAGUCUAAUCAUACUGGAGACCUUGACACUGGUUCUGCUUUGGUAUUAACCAUUGAAAGUACUCUCAUCACUGCGUGCUCUUCAGAGUCUCUGGUUAGCAAAGGGCAUUUCAAAAACUUUUGUAUCCGUUUUGCUGAUGGAUUUGAGACAUCAUGGGAUGACUGGAAACCAGAAAUUCGUGGGGAUUUAGUGAUGAAUGCCUGUGUAGUUCCAGAUGGCACCUAUGAAGUAUGUUCAAGAACUACAGGACAAGCAGCAGCUGAAAGCAGUAGUGCUGGAACCUGGACACUCAAUGUAUUGUGGAAAAUGUGUGGGAUUGAUGUUCACAUGGAUCCUAACAUUGGCAAAAGGCUUAAUGCUUUAGGCAAUACUCUUACAACACUGACAGGAGAGGAAGACAUAGAUGACAUUGCUGACUUAAAUUCAGUGAACAUAGCUGACCUGUCAGAUGAGGAUGAAGUUGAUACUAUGUCUCCCACUAUCCAUACUGAAGCCAUAGAUUAUCGAAGACAGGCAGCAUCUGCUAGCCAGCCAGGAGAACUUAGAGGAAGAAAAAUUAUGAAGCGUAUAGUGGAUAUCAGAGAACUGAAUGAACAGGCCAAAGUAAUAGAUGAUCUGAAAAAAUUAGGUGCAAGUGAAGGAACUAUAAACCAGGAAAUUCAACGUUACCAACAGUUAGAAUCUGUGGCUGUGAAUGACAUUAGAAGAGAUGUUCGUAAAAAAUUACGGAGGUCCAGUAUGCGGGCUGCUUCCCUAAAGGAUAAGUGGGGUUUGAGUUACAAACCAAGUUAUAGUCGAUCAAAAACCAUUUCUGCUUCUGGAAGACCACCUCUUAAACGAAUGGAAAGGGCAAGUUCUCGAGUAGGAGAAACUGAAGAGCUCCCAGAAAUCCGUGUGGAUGCAGCAUCUCCUGGACCUAGAGUAACUUUUAAUAUCCAGGAUACAUCGAAAAAUACAGUAUGGGGAAGUACACCACAAUCCAGCUGUCCUGGGGAAGGGUAUUUUCAGUUUCCAGAGGAGACAGAACUGGACCUUUUGUCAGUAACCAUUGAAGGUCCAUCCCAUUAUUCAUCAAAUAGUGAAGGAUCAUGUUCCGUGUUCAGUUCUCCCAAAACUCCAGGAGGCUUUUCACCAGGCAUUCCUUUCCAAACUGAAGAGGGCCGACGGGAUGACAGUUUGUCUUCUACCAGUGAAGAUUCCGAGAAGGAUGAAAAAGAUGAAGACCAUGAGAGGGAAAGGUUUUAUAUUUACAGGAAACCCUCACACACAUCUCGUAAAAAAGCAACAGGCUUUGCUGCUGUUCAUCAGCUAUUUACAGAACGCUGGCCAACAACACCAGUCAAUAGAAGUCUUAGUGGCACGGCUACAGAGAGAAAUAUUGACUUUGAACUUGAUAUACGGGUUGAAAUUGAUAGUGGGAAAUGUGUACUCCACCCAACCACCCUUCUACAAGAACAUGAUGAUAUAAGUUUGAGAAGGAGUUAUGAUCGAAGUUCCAGGAGCUUAGAUCAAGAUUCACCUUCAAAAAAGAAGAAGUUUCAAACUAAUUAUGCUUCUACCACCCAUUUAAUGACCGGCAAGAAAGUGCCAUCAUCUCUACAGACAAAGCCUAGUGACCUAGAAACAACAGUAUUUUACAUUCCUGGAGUUGAUGUAAAGUUGCAUUACAAUUCCAAGACGCUAAAGACUGAAUCACCUAAUGCCUCCAGGGGAUCUUCCUUGCCAAGAACACUCUCCAAAGAGUCCAAGCUGUAUGCCAAAGGAAAAGGAAGUGGAGGAGUAAAAACAGCCAAGUUAUAUGCCUGGGUAGCACUUCAGUCAUUGCCAGAAGAAAUGGUUAUCAGUCCCUGCCUAUUAGACUUUCUGGAAAAAGCUCUGGAAACUAUCCCAAUUACACCAAUUGAAAGGAAUUACACAGCUGUCAGCUCACAAGAUGAAGAUAUGGGACAUUUUGAAAUACCAGAUCCUAUGGAAGAAUCAACAACAUCACUAGUGUCAUCUUCAACAUCUGCUUACUCUUCCUUCCCUGUAGAUGUUGUGGUUUAUGUACGAGUUCAGCCCUCACAGAUAAAAUUUAGCUGUUUACCAGUAUCAAGAGUAGAAUGCAUGUUAAAGCUGCCAUCCCUGGAUUUGGUGUUUUCUUCAAACCGAGGAGAACUGGAGACUUUAGGGACUACAUAUCCUGCAGAGACUUUAUCCCCUGGAGGUAAUGCUACUCAGAGUGGAACAAAGACUUCUGCUAGCAAAACUGGAAUACCAGGUUCAUCAGGAUUAGGCAGCCCUCUUGGCCGAAGUCGACAUAGUAGUAGUCAGUCAGACCUGACCAGUUCCAGCAGUAGUUCAUCUGGCUUGAGCUUCACUGCAUGCAUGUCUGACUUUUCCCUUUAUGUAUUUCAUCCAUAUGGAGCAGGGAAACAAAAAACUGCUGUUUCUGGCCUUACACCUGGAUCAGGAGGAUUAGGCAAUGUGGAUGAGGAGCCCACUUCAGUCACUGGUCGAAAAGAUUCACUCAGUAUAAACCUUGAGUUUGUAAAAGUGAGUUUGUCACGGAUCAGGCGUUCAGGAGGUGCCUCAUUUUUUGAAAGUCAGUCUGUAAGCAAGUCUACAAGCAAAAUGGACACUACAUUAAUAAAUAUAUCUGCUGUUUGUGAUAUAGGGUCUGCCUCGUUUAAAUAUGAUAUGCGCCGACUCAGUGAAAUUCUGGCAUUUCCAAGAGCAUGGUAUAGAAGAAGUAUUGCAAGACGUCUAUUCCUUGGAGACCAAACUAUAAAUUUGCCAACAUCUGGCCCAGGGACACCAGAUUCCAUUGAAGGUGUAAGCCAGCACCUUUCCCCUGAAUCAUCAAGAAAAGCUUACUGCAAGACCUGGGAGCAGCCAAGUCAGUCAGCCUCCUUCACCCACAUGCCUCAGUCACCUAAUGUGUUCAAUGAGCAUAUGACAAACAGUACCAUGUCACCAGGGACAGUAGGACAGAGCCUAAAAUCCCCAGCUUCCAUAAGAUCAAGGAGCGUAUCUGAUUCUUCAGUUCCUCGAAGAGAUUCACUUUCAAAAACAUCAACUCCUUUUAACAAAUCAAACAAAGCAGCAAGCCAACAAGGGACCCCAUGGGAAACACUUGUCGUGUUUGCUAUCAACUUGAAGCAAUUAAACGUUCAAAUGAAUAUGAGUAAUGUAAUGGGAAAUACAACUUGGACAACUAGUGGUUUGAAGAGCCAGGGCCGUCUGUCAGUAGGAAGUAAUCGUGAUCGAGAGAUUAGCAUGUCUGUUGGUCUGGGAAGAUCACAAUUAGAUUCUAAAGGAGGAGUAGUUGGAGGGACCAUAGAUGUCAAUGCUUUGGAGAUGGUUGCUCAUAUUUCUGAACAUCCAAAUCAGCAACCCAGUCACAAAAUUCAGAUUACUAUGGGUUCUACUGAAGCUCGUGUUGAUUACAUGGGCUCAAGUAUCCUCAUGGGCAUCUUCAGUAAUGCUGAUCUUAAGCUUCAGGAUGAAUGGAAAGUAAACUUGUAUAAUACAUUGGAUUCAAGCAUAACUGAUAAAAGUGAGAUUUUCGUCCAUGGAGAUUUGAAGUGGGAUAUUUUCCAAGUAAUGAUAUCAAGAUCAACCACACCAGAUCUGAUAAAAAUAGGAAUGAAACUCCAGGAAUUUUUCACACAACAAUUUGAUACCAGCAAACGAGCUCUGUCUACCUGGGGACCAGUUCCUUAUCUUCCACCAAAGACAAUGACUAGCAACCUAGAAAAAAGUUCACAAGAACAAUUGCUUGAUGCAGCACAUCAUCGACACUGGCCUGGAGUAUUGAAGGUGGUAUCAGGAUGCCACAUAUCCUUAUUUCAGAUUCCAUUACCAGAAGAUGGAAUGCAAUUUGGAGGAUCAAUGAGCUUACAUGGAAAUCAUAUGACACUGGCAUGUUUUCAUGGUCCAAAUUUCCGUUCAAAAUCUUGGGCCCUUUUUCAUUUAGAAGAACCAAAUAUUGCUUUUUGGACUGAAGCUCAGAAAAUCUGGGAAGAUGGCUCCAGUGAUCAUUCUACAUAUAUUGUACAAACACUAGAUUUUCAUCUGGGUCAUAAUACUAUGGUUACCAAACCAUGUGGUGCUUUGGAAAGUCCUAUGGCAACAAUAACCAAGAUAACAAGGCGUCGCCAUGAAAAUCCACCCCAUGGAGUAGCAAGUGUGAAAGAAUGGUUCAAUUAUGUUACAGCCACAAGGAAUGAAGAGCUAAAUCUACUUCGUAAUGUUGAUGCUAACAACACUGAGAAUAGCACUACUGUGAAGAAUUCUAGUUUGUUGAGUGGAUUCAGAGGAGGUUCUAGCUACAACCAUGAAACAGAGACUAUCUUUGCAUUACCAAGGAUGCAGCUGGACUUUAAAUCCAUUCAUGUUCAAGAACCACAGGAGCCUUCAUUACAGGAUGCCAACCUGAAGCCAAAAGUAGAAUGUAGUGUGGUGACAGAGUUCACUGACCACAUUUGUGUGACUAUGGAUGCUGAGCUCAUCAUGUUUCUUCAUGAUUUAGUGUCAGCUUAUCUUAAAGAAAAAGAAAAAGCCAUCUUUCCACCUCGGAUUUUAUCUACUCGACCAGGACAGAAAAGUCCAAUUAUUAUACAUGAUGACAAUUCCUCUGAUAAAGAUAGAGAAGAUAGCAUCACUUAUACUACUGUGGACUGGAGAGAUUUUAUGUGCAAUACAUGGCAUCUAGAACCUACUCUUAGGUUAAUUUCUUGGACUGGAAGAAAGAUUGAUCCAGUAGGUGUUGAUUAUAUUCUUCAAAAAUUGGGCUUUCAUCAUGCUAGGACUACUAUUCCUAAAUGGCUUCAAAGAGGAGUCAUGGAUCCACUGGACAAGGUUUUGUCAGUUCUUAUCAAAAAGCUCGGUACCGCACUACAGGAUGAAAAGGAAAAGAAAGGCAAAGACAAAGAAGAACACUAAAAAGUAAUUUGAUCUUUGAACAAAUUAUGAUUGUGUCUGUUAAGUUUUAUUACACUGGAGUGUUUUUUUAGUAUAAUAAUUUUAAAUAUAACUUUAAAAUAAUUCUAAAUUUGUGGCUAUUAUAAUUAAAAGUUUGUAAGUUAACCAGUUUAUUCUAGUCUCAUCAUUCUGUGUACAGUGAAGUAUUGCAUGAUAAUGUAAAUUUUGUGAAAAACUAGAUUAAAAUAUAUAAAUCUUGUUAUGGUUUAUAAUUAUAUAAUGUGCAAUACAAUUCCUGCAUCUUUAAAAUGUUUGCAGAAUAACUGAAUUUUUUUUUGUGACUGGCCAUAACUUUUAGAAAAAAAUCUUGUUGAUAAUGUGAUUUUUGGGGAGGUCAUUAAUUGCUUUUUCUUUUUUUAAUGUAGACUUGUAUAAUACCUGUCUAUAUAUAGCUUGAGUAAUUGUGGUAUGAUUGUAUACCACUAAAAUAUUGUUAACUAUUGUAAUAAAGUCACAAUAAUGGUUUAA